This is a messenger RNA of Frankliniella occidentalis (western flower thrips), 531 nucleotides long. RefSeq lists its product as uncharacterized. The record is from RefSeq and is a predicted model, not a curated record. NCBI's taxonomy places the organism in Eukaryota, Metazoa, Arthropoda, Insecta, Thysanoptera, Thripidae. The coding region runs from base 1 to 531 and encodes 176 amino acids. The transcript has 2 exons.
AUGGCUCGUGUCCCUCUCCCUGUGGACGUGUUUUCUCUGCUCUCUGAUGAAGUUGACUAUGAAUUGGAUAUCCGCCGCAAACCUCACUUGAUUUUGAACCUGUCCGGCAAGUGCCGUGUCCUGAACGAGAACUGGGGCGCUUCUAUCGACACAGUCCGUCUGGAGGCAAAAGAAUUUGUCCUGCCUGAAGACGACUUGGUAGCUAGAAUGUCCGGAAUGUCAUUCCAUAACAAGGAAGACAAUACUCGCACCACCACUGGAAGCAAGUCGACUGACCGUAGUUGCUCUAGUAAGAAGAAGAGCAAGAAGAAGAAGAGUAGGAAGCAUAAGAAGAAGUCACGACGCCGUCGUUCUUCUAGUUCAAGUUCAUCUAGCUCUACGGACAGUUCUACCUCGUCCUCUUCUGACGAACAUCACCAGCAGUCUCGCAUACUUUGGCUCCCUGCCCUUAAGGGUGCGACUAGUAAAAGCAACAACAUGUUCCCCGUCUGCAAAGUCUUGGCAGAGUAUCCCGCCUGUACCAAGGGCUGA